Molecule: messenger RNA, 1543 nt
Organism: Priapulus caudatus
Lineage: Eukaryota; Metazoa; Priapulida; Priapulimorpha; Priapulimorphida; Priapulidae
Product: HD domain-containing protein 2-like
Exons: 6
Coding region: 88-744 (218 amino acids)
Cellular component (GO): cytoplasm
Molecular function (GO): 5'-deoxynucleotidase activity
Source: RefSeq, a predicted model, not a curated record
UAGUGAGUGUGCUCCGUGUUCUCUUGAUCUAAUAGUGUUUAGAUUUUGUACAUUUUCAUUGGUAAUUUUCACCACAAACAGGGAACGAUGAGCGAGAGUGGUACUGGUACUGGUACUGCUAGUGCUACUGCUAGUGCUAGUAGUAGUAGUAGUAAUCGUAAAACUACGAACGUGACAAACGUUCUGGAAUUCAUGAUGCUAGUGGGUCAACUAAAGAGAGUGAAGCGGGCCGGAUGGAUUAUCAAGGAGGUUCGGGAUGUGGAGAGCGUGGCUGACCACAUGUAUAGGAUGGCCAUCAUGUCUAUGCUACUUGACUGCAGGCAUCACCUAGACAAAUCCAAAUGUAUCAAGCUGUCGCUGGUUCAUGACUUGGCCGAAGCCAUUGUUGGUGAUCUGACACCACAUGAUAAUGUGGAGAAGGCGGAAAAGCAUCUACAAGAAAUGCGAGCGAUGCAGCAUGCUUGCAGCUUACUCGACAAAGAACCGAGUGAAGAAAUCUAUAGUUUAUGGGAGGAAUAUGAGGCACAGGAAACGCCCGAGGCGAGGGUCGUGAAGGAUCUGGAUAGGUUCGACAUGGUCCUGCAGGCGUACGAGUACGAGCGGUUAGAGGAUCGGCCCGGAGAGCUCCAGGAUUUCUACCGGUCGACACAGGGGUCUUUCAAGCAUCCGGACGUCAUCGCGUGGAUGUCCGAGCUGCAUAGGCUCCGGGGAGAGUUCCCAGCGGCGGAAAAGAGCGGUGACUGACGGGGGGUGUCCUUUCACAACAGCUCAUCCUCAUCUUCUCAUGCUUUCUUCAAGUUCCUGAUGUGCAUCUGUCCCCAGCGGGUCAGGAGGUGCAUUCCCAGGGGAGUCCUAAUUGAGGAUUCUCGAAGAGAGAGAGAUGCUCGGUUGCUCAUUUUCGCAGCAAGUGAACUGAAGAUCGUUCAGUUGAUUCUAAACUUUUUAUAACCUAGACUCAUUCAGCGAGUUAUUGUGAUAAAUUCAAUGCAUUUCCAGUUGAGGUGAAUUUGUAUAGAAGGGUGUUAUGCUUUACACGAAUGCCAUUAAAUUUUAACGUAUAAUAUUACGUUGUACACACAAUGCCAGUUAGCUACGGUAUCAAGCCACAGUUUUUCUGCUGAAUAGGUUGUAAUUAUUUCUGUGAAGGCCAGUUUUUCAAAGUCACUCUAUUAUUUGUUUAUUGGUGCAUAUCUCCUUAGGUAGGCAUGUCGGUAGUUCGUAGUAUGUAUGUAAUAUAAGAAAAAGAUCUAUAUUACCAGAGAAAUGAGCAUAGGGAAUAAUUAGUAUUAUUGCAAUCCAGAUACCAUGAAUAAUUAAUGGGUUUUGACUGUUUCGGACUAUGGAAAACGUUAGAAAAUUUAGUGGAUUGGAUUCCACUGCUAGUAUUGUUAAAAAAUAUCCUAAACUCGUUUAAACUGCCGAACAAUGAAACUCGUAGGAAACACUUUAGUCUCCACUGGCUGUAUUUUUUUUACCAUAUACAAAUAUUUGUGAAGUAUAACUGUAACUGUAUAAAGGAAAUAAAAUCUACUUGUGAAAUCUA